Erythranthe guttata (spotted monkey flower) is the source of this 2087-nucleotide messenger RNA. The record is from RefSeq and is a predicted model, not a curated record. NCBI's taxonomy places the organism in Eukaryota, Viridiplantae, Streptophyta, Magnoliopsida, Lamiales, Phrymaceae.
AUCUUCUUCUCAGAGCAGAGUCCCGCUUGCGAAUCCCUGUGUGUGUGUGUGUGUGGAAGCUGUGGGGAAAAAUUGAGGAGAAGGUGGUAUGGGAAUUUGAAGAAGAUUAAAUUAAAAUGCCUCAAACUUCGACAAUGUUUCUCAAACCCUUCAUUUCUGCUCCAUCCACUGCUCUUUGGAGCAAAUCAUACGGUUGCGAGAAUUCGGCUGAUGCGAAUGUUAGAAUAUGUAAAAGAGCAGAAGUAGUAUGUCUUGGAAUGCUAGCACCUAGAAAGUUCAUGCAAAGAAGGAAAAAAAUCGAGGUUUUUAAGGAUGCAGCCGACGAAGCUGAUCAGAAAAAUUGGAGGAAAUUGAUGCUCGAAAUCGAGGAAUCCGAUUCCGCCACUGAAGUUCUCAAAACCAGGAGGGUCAAAAACCAGCCUCUGCCCAAAGACAUGAUUGUGGGAACUCUAAUUAGAUUUAAGCAGCUCAAAAAAUGGAAUCUCGUUAGUGAGAUCCUCGAAUGGCUAAGGACACAACAUUGGUGGGAUUUUAAGGAAAUGGAUUUGCUGAUGCUUAUUACAGCGUACGGAAAGCAAGGGCAGUUCAACAAAGCAGAAAGGGUUUUAGGUUACAUGCACAGAAAAGGCUAUCCACCACAUGUUGUAUCGUAUACUGGUCUUAUGGAAGCUUAUGGAAGAGGUGGCCAAUUCAAUAAAGCCGAAGCCAUAUUUGGAGACAAAUUUAAAGAAGCUGAAGAAAUAUUCGAUACCUUGCUGGAUAAAGAGAAAUCACCUCUAAAACCGGACCAGAAAAUGUUCCACAUGAUGAUUUAUAUGUACAAGAAGGCAGGUAAUUACGAAAAAGCUCGUAAAAUAUUUUCGAUGAUGCCUGAGAGAGGUGCUCCGCAAACUACAGUUACUUAUAAUAGCUUGAUGUCGUUCGAAACUAGCUAUAAGGAGGUCGCAAAUAUCUACGACCAGAUGCAACGAGCGGAUAUUCGACCUGAUGUUGUGAGCUACGCUCUGCUAAUUAAUGCCUAUGGAAAAGCUAGAAGAGAAGAAGAAGCUUUAGCUGUGUUCGAGGAAAUGCUUGAUGCUGGUGUAAGGCCGACGCAAAAAGCAUAUAAUAUCUUGCUUGACGCAUUUGCAAUUUCUGGAAUGGUGGAGCAAGCACGAGUUGUCUUCAAGAGCAUGAGAAGAGACAGAUGUACCCCCGAUCUUUUCUCGUACACUACUAUGUUAUCAGCCUAUGUUAAUGCAUCUGACAUGGAUGGGGCAGAGAAGUUCUUCAAGAGGAUAAAAACAGAUGGAUUUGAACCAAAUGUUGUUACUCACGGCACUCUUAUCAAAGGCUACGCCAAAGCAAACGAUCUCGAGAAAAUGUUGGAGAAAUACGAGAGCAUGCGUGUGGAUGGUAUCAAACCCAAUCCGACUAUAUUCACUACGAUUAUGGAUGCUUUUGGGAAGAACAAAGAUUUUGGCAGUGCUGUGAUUUGGUUCAACGAGAUGGUAUCUAGUGGGGUAUCUCCCGAUCAGAAAGCCAAGAAUAUUCUCUUGUCUUUGGCAAAAACGGCGGAAGAACAAACGGAAGCCAAACAAAUUGUGGAAAGUCUAUCUUUGGAUCGGAUUUUGAACAAUGUUGAAGAUGAUGACGUCAUUGAUGACGAUGACGAUGAUGAUGAUGUCAGCGGGGUUUCUGCCGAUCAGAAGGCAAAGAAUAUUCCUUCGUCUUUGGCCAAAAAAGUCGUAGAGAGUCAAUAUGUGGAUCGGCUUUUGGAUAACGUUGAAGCUGAUAAUGUUGAUGAUGUCGAUGAUGAUGACGACAAGGAUGAUGACGUGGAUGAUGACGAGGAUGAUGAUGAGGAUGAGAGCAGUGUGUCGGAAGAUACAAACAGUUGGUCGGUAAGUAUUAGCAGCGGCGAUCAUAAUCAGGAACAUUUAGUAGAAGUUUUGUGAUUUUGAAAUUUUAGAAAAUUUUGAAUUUGUAUUGCAACUACUACAUAUACAAGGCAUAUAGUGUGCACUUCAGAGUGGAGCCUCCUAGCUAAAUUUUGUUACUUGAAAUAUUUUUUUGUGUAGUGAAAUAACAAUCUUCUGUUACAAGUU